AUGAGUGGCAGCUUUUGCCGCACCGCCAGGAAGUUGGUACGGCGGACUGCUCAGAUCAACUUACGAUGUAGCAGACUUCCUGGUGUAAGAUGGAGUUCCUCAGAAGGAGGCCACAAAUGGUCAACCCCGUUGGCAAAACAAUUGGCUGAGGCGAUCACGACCACCGGUCCGAUCCCAGUAGCAUCGUACAUGCGCCAAGUUCUCACGUCCGAUCUAGGUGGUUACUACACAGGAGCUCUGUCCUCUGACCGCGAUCAGUUUGGAGCAAAAGGAGAUUUUGUCACAUCGCCCGAGAUCAGCCAGAUAUUUGGCGAGCUCAUUGGUGUCUGGAUCGUUGCAGAAUGGAUUGCACAGGGACGAAAGAGCGAGGGCGUAUACCUGAUGGAAGUAGGCCCUGGAAGAGGCACUCUGAUGGAUGAUAUGCUGCGUACAAUACGCAACUUUCCACCUUUUGCCAAGGCUAUCGAGGCUGUGUAUCUCAUCGAAGCCAGUGAAACGUUACGACAUGCUCAGCACCGGCUCCUCUGCGGUGAGAAUAGCAUGGCAAAGACUGAAUUGGGUUGGGAAAGUGUCAGCCGACAUUCGCCGGACCUCAAGAUUGUCUGGACUGAGGACGUACGUUUCGUGCCUCGAGAAGCGAGCAAGACACCCUUUAUCAUCGCACACGAGUUCUUCGACGCCUUGCCUAUACACAUCUUUCAAGCCAUCAAGCAAUCUCCUGAACAGCAAAACACGAUCCAGACUCCAACCGGACCGAUUCAAGCACAGCGAAAGCAAUCAGAAGCCAGCCAGUGGAGGGAAAUGCUCGUUUCGCCGAAACCGCCGCACAGACUCAAAGAAGGCGAGCCAGAAUUUGAACUUUCGCUAUCAAGAACAGCAACACCACAUUCAAUGUACCUACCAGAGACUUCGCCUCGUUACACAGCGUUGAAGGAGACUGAUGGCGCAACCAUUGAGAUCAGCCCUGAAAGCCAGGCGUACGUGCGAGACUUUGCCAUACGGUUAGGCGGGUCGAAUCAGCAGGAGAUCGAAGCAGCAUCCAAACCAAAGGUUGCUGUUCCUGGAAGGCAGGUUUCGUCUGCCAGAGAGCAGCCUGUCCAGAAGCCUGAGCCAUCUGGAGCUGCCCUCAUGAUCGAUUACGGCCCAGCAGCUACAAUCCCAACGAACUCACUCCGAGGCAUUCGCGCUCACAAUCGCGUCUCGCCAUUCCUGUCAGCUGGAGCUACUGAUGUUAGUGCUGAUGUUGACUUUAUGGCUUUGGCAGAGACCGCCAUCAAUUCAUCACCAGGAGUUGAAGUUCAUGGCCCGGUAGAUCAAGGGCGGUUCCUUUUGUCCAUGGGCAUCGAAGAGAGGGCUGCGCAGCUCGUAAAACGGGCCGUCGACAAAGAACGUGCUGGCUCUACUGGACAAGACAAAAGCGAAUUGACUGAAAUCGUGAAGAGGAUCGAAAGCGGGUGGAAGCGACUCAUCGACCAAAGUCCACAAGGCAUGGGUCGUCUUUACCAGGUUAUGGCGAUUCUUCCUUACAAUCCGCCCAAUCAAAACCAGCCCCGGCGAAGACCUGUCGGGUUUGGUGGCGACGUUGCCAAUUGA
Molecule: messenger RNA, 1593 nt
Organism: Zasmidium cellare ATCC 36951
Lineage: Eukaryota; Fungi; Ascomycota; Dothideomycetes; Mycosphaerellales; Mycosphaerellaceae
Exons: 3
Coding region: 1-1593 (530 amino acids)
Biological process (GO): mitochondrial respiratory chain complex I assembly
Cellular component (GO): mitochondrion
Molecular function (GO): protein-arginine omega-N symmetric methyltransferase activity
Source: RefSeq, a predicted model, not a curated record